Molecule: messenger RNA, 611 nt
Organism: Python bivittatus (Burmese python)
Lineage: Eukaryota; Metazoa; Chordata; Lepidosauria; Squamata; Pythonidae
Source: RefSeq, a predicted model, not a curated record
CUGUGCCUCCUGAAUUGAAGGAGAUGAAAAGCCAAGAAUCUGCUGUGGGUCAGACAUUAGUUCUCAGAUGUGAAGCCAGUUCUGAGCACCUCUCUCUCAAAUUCAAAUGGUUAAAGAAUGGAAAAGAAAUAACAAAAAGAAACAGACCAGAAAAUAUCAAGAUUAAGAGCCCCAAAAAACAAAAGACAUUCUCAGAACUCCGCAUUACUAAAGCUUCAUUGGCUGAUGCUGGGGAAUAUACAUGUAAAGCGAGCAACAGAUUUGGGGAUGAUAUUACUAAAGCUCGGGUAACCGUUACAGAUGCCAGUGAACCCACGGGCAUGGUACCAGUUUUGACAAAAGGAGUAAAUGCAUCCUCACAACUCAUAGACAAGAUUUCUGCCUCUACUGAAGGAACGAAUACAUCUUCUAGUAAGAAAACUAAAGCUCAGAGUAAGCCGAAGUUAACAAAAGAGAGCAAAACAGUUUCUUCAGAUGUGUUCAAAAGAAAAGGGAAAGAAAAGAAACAUACCAGCUACUUAGUGAAGGUGGCAAAUGAUAACAAGAAAGAAACAGUAGAACUACUCAACUCUUAUUUGGCCCAACUUUCAGGAUAUGUAUAUUCCACAUAA